Molecule: messenger RNA, 1110 nt
Organism: Clonostachys rhizophaga
Lineage: Eukaryota; Fungi; Ascomycota; Sordariomycetes; Hypocreales; Bionectriaceae
Source: the annotation of a GenBank genome assembly
AUGGCUCCAUCUGCUGUUUUUGAUUCUCCAGCCACUUUGGGAUCCACGGGGCCCUUGGCAUCUCAAACAUCCAAGAUUGUACCUGCAACCAAAUUUGAUGCUUCAAAGCACUUGGCAUAUUCUCCACCGUCUUCGAUUUUGAAGAUGGAGGAUAUCAAGCUUCAGCCUACGGCACUCUCUCCUGUUGCCACGACGGACCCAUUUCCGCUCCUCUCACACGAUGCCGUCUUGCAAUACCGACGGGAGCUCUUCAGUAAGGAGGUCCUGGACAACUGCCUUCAUUAUACUCGCCCAGGAUCGGUCCAGCUGCGCGGUAUGGCUCCCAGAUACACGCCUUUCAUUCAUGAGUUCUGGCAUUCCCCCGAAGUCCUGAAAAUCGUCAGUGACAUUGCCGGCGUUGAGCUUGUUCCUGCCAUGGACUAUGAAGUCAGCCACACCAAUGUUCAACUCGGUCCAGGUGGGCUCGAAGCCGUUCGAAACACCCCCAUUGAGCCUCCAGAGGCCACGGAAGAGGCGAUCAAGAAGUUUGAGCAAGAGAAGCCCAAGAAACAAGUCGUCACCGACCAAACCAAGCCGAUCAUUGAGUGGCACAAGGACUCCCAUCCCUGGGUGUGUGUUGUGAUGCUAUCGGACGCCAGGCAUAUGACUGGUGGAGAGACUGAGCUCAUGAAAGGAGACGGGACAACUCUAAAAGUCAAGGCACCACAGAUGGGUUGCGCUGUUCUUCUCCAAGGCAGGUAUAUCACUCACACCGCCGCUCCCGUGACGAACAUGCCUGAGCGAGUCACUGUCGUGACCUCAUUCAGGCCCAAAAACCCUCUCCUCCUGGACGAAACUACAAACGCGAAUAUUAGAAACAAGUCCCACCUCACCGAGUUAUACUACCAGUGGACUACCUACCGCCUCGAUGUUCUGGCUCGACGAUGUCAACUUACUGCUCAAGCUCUCAGGGAGAAAUAUGUAGAGAACGUAGAGAAACAUGACUCAGAGAGGAAGCCAGGGAUGUGCCGUGUUGAAACGGUCAACGUGCUUGACAUGGAGAAAUGGACAGAGGAGAUGAUCAAGUACAUCAAAGAGACUAUGUACGAGAUGAGGCCCCUCGAACAGUAG